AUGACCAACGCAUCCGAAGCAAGUGCUGAACACUUCGUAGCCAAUAUUCUUCCCCUCUAUCAUGGCCCUUCCGUCAAGGUUCGAAUACAGCCUAGCAACAAAGAGUAUGCAAUUUUCAAAAACCUUCUCUGCGCGGAAUCGCCGGUCUUCUCAAGAAUGUUCAACGGUGAAUUUCUAGAGUCGCAGCAGCAGACAGCCACUCUAGAAGAGACCGAGGAUGACAUCUCGGUGCGUAGCCUUGAAGCACUCUUUCAAUGGCUUUACCUACACACUAUCGAAUUUGGGAUAGAAGACCCAGGAGAGCAUAUCUCAGCCGCCAUGGAGCUCGCACGGCUUGCAGACAAGUACGAUAUUGUUGGCUUGGAGGCCACAAUGGCCCAAUACAUCAAGAACAUCUUAAAAUCCAACCCUCAUCCAGAGAACCGUGCUGCUUCGCGAAAUGUGGAUUACAACACUUAUUAUCUUACACAUGAUCAUAUUGCCUCAGCAACCUUGUUGCCUCGAGGGCAUCCGGUGCGAAGUGUUCUAGCUGCAGCAUCUGUUGAUGGCUUCCUUCGAAGCCCAGAAGACAAGUUCAGCGAAGAGAUUCACGCCUACCCUUCGUUCGGAGCUGACCUUCUCCAAGAGACUAUGCUUGUCCUACAUACGGUGAAGCCCCUUCAGGCUGCCACUUUUGAGGACCCUAUCAGCGGGGAAAGAUCACAGCUAAACUCGAACGUAUAUUACCAGGAGUAA
This is a messenger RNA of Penicillium samsonianum, 735 nucleotides long. RefSeq names its product BTB/POZ domain-containing protein. The coding region runs from base 1 to 735 and encodes 244 amino acids. Gene Ontology annotation, molecular function: protein binding. NCBI's taxonomy places the organism in Eukaryota, Fungi, Ascomycota, Eurotiomycetes, Eurotiales, Aspergillaceae. The record is from RefSeq and is a predicted model, not a curated record. The transcript is spliced from 2 exons.